Molecule: messenger RNA, 9006 nt
Organism: Gregarina niphandrodes
Lineage: Eukaryota; Apicomplexa; Conoidasida; Eugregarinorida; Gregarinidae
Product: putative transmembrane protein
Exons: 1
Coding region: 1-9006 (3001 amino acids)
Source: RefSeq, a predicted model, not a curated record
AUGUUUGCGGACAAGUGCGGGUUCGAUCCCGCCUCUUGCGUUUGGAAUGGUGUGAUGAGUCCGGGCACGGCGGCGACGUUGACAGAUUGCCAUGCGGAGUGUGCAUCGGGAGACAGGAUGGGUGACACAUCAUGUUCGUACGACGGCCGUGUGGACCAAUUGGUCUACGGCGUAGAUGUGUUGGGAGGUCCGAGUUCAAGUCUGGUUCAGCAGUUUGAGGUGGCGGAUGCGUGGCAAUGUAUUUCGAAGGUGGUGGAGGGUGAAGUGUUCUUCUUCUGGGCGACGCCUCCUGGGGAGGAUGGUGGGGAGGUGGCUUGCUAUGGAUUAAGUCGAGAGGACUUGGUAUAUUUAGCGACUACACCUGUGCACGCUUUGAAGGAGGGGGAGUGCGACCCAGCCGCCUUCGCCGCGGCUUGUCCGACAGCAGAGAGCUGCAGUCCCUGCUCAGAUGGUGUGCGACGAUGUUGGUGGCGAGACCCACGCAGUGUCAGUGGAAGUGUCCCAGGCGAUGACGCUAAGGCACUGCUCACCACCGCUUGCCAAACUCCAAUUGACCCGAUACUCUGCACCUGGAAUGGCUAUCAAUAUCCACACGAUGAACCUACACUUGCCGCCUGCCAUGACGUCUGUCUCAAGGGUGCAGACUUUACCAACGCACCGCUCUGCAUCUUCGACGGACGCACACAACCUGCACCACCACUUGCACUGUACCGAAACGUCCUGGUUGGGGGACCGGACUCCCGCUAUGUCACCGCCUACCCAGACGCUCAAGACCCGUGGACCUGCAUCGACCGCACCGCCGCCGCUCCGGCCGACAUGUUCAUGUGGCUGGAUACAGCAACCACCACACAGGACCCCAAGGCGGGGGGGUCCCCCUCCGGGGAGUCCCCUUCGGGGGAGUGUUAUGGAAUCGACGCGGCUGGGAUCGACAAGUUGAUCAGCACGCCGUAUGGAUCGUUGGAUGAGGGCGAGUGCGACGACACGCGUUUUCAGGCGGCAUGCGGCGAGUUCGGUCUCAACUGCGACUUCUGCGGCGAUGGGAAGCCACGCUGUAUCUGGAUAGAUGAGACGGUUGUCUCGGGCGGGCUGGACGGGUUGCAGUUCUGGGAUCGGUUGACGGCUGACUGCGCGGCGGACACGACCGGGUUGUGUUACUGGAUAGGUGUGCUUGCGGGAACCCCGGAUGGGCUGGACCUCAGUACCUGUCACGACAACUGCGACAAGGGCCUCCCGCUUGAUAACGACAACUGCGUUGCGGACGGCCGAUUCGAACCCGCGGCCUCGGAUUCCGAGUCUACGACUACGACCACAGACUCUGAGUCCACAGACUCUGAGUCCACAGACUCUGAGUCCACAGACUCUGAGUCCACGACGACAGACGCGACGGCCGACGUGGAGGCGGUGGCGGGCGACCAGGCGAAGACAGUGGAAAGCCAGGUACGGAGUGUGCGUCCUCCACGUGUACCGCGUCCGGCGGGGAUGGAAGAGACGACGGUAUAUCGACAGUUUGUGUUUGGUGGCCCAGGGUCGGCGCACGUUGCGAGUCGAUAUGGCCGUACGUUCUGGGAGUGUCUGUCCUUGAAUGGGUCGGACGGGACGGAGGUGGUGAUGUGGGACGAUCAGCGUGCGGCUUGUUAUUCGAUUUCGCUUGCCGCGGUUCAGCGAUUGGUGGAGACGCCAUUACUUCACUUGGAAUCGGGCGAGUGCGACACGGUGCGUUACGAGGCGGCUUGUGGGCCGCAGGGUUGCAACGUGCUAUGCGGAGCGCAGGACCAAGUGGCGCGUUGCAUCUGGAGAGACCCCGCGUUCUGGACUGGUAAUUUUGAGGGCCUGGCAUUUUGGUCGCACUUCCCACCUUGGUGUGAAACGCUCUUUGACCCACGCUUCUGCGACUGGGUUGGCGCCACCGGCCAAGUCGCUCCCAGCGACCUUCGCGCCUGUCACGAUCAGUGCCUCGCCGGCAACGCCUUCGGUGACAACCGCUGUCUUGCAGACGGCCGCCACACACCUGAACACCGACCACUUUACCCACCCCAGAUUGUUGGCGGGAAACGUAGUUCGCGCGUCGCACACUUCCCCAACGCCACCGACCCCUGGGCCUGUCUCAACACCGUCCUCAACGGCAGCGGGAACGAAACCAGCACCAGUACAAGCACGGUGGCAGUGAGCGAGGCUACAACCGGCAGCGAGGCUACAACCGGCAGCGAGGCUACAACCGGCAGCGAGGCUACAACCGGCAGCGAGGCUACAACCAGCAGUGAGGCUACAACAGCAGCCGAAUCGGACUUUGUGCUAUUCAUGUGGCUCGAGGACGGUUGUUAUGGCGUGCGACGCCGAAACCUGGAGUACCUGUUGCGUACGCCAUUGAAUUACUUGGCGCCACACGAGUGCGAUCUGGACAUGUAUCGAACGGCCUGUGAACGGGCGGACGGUUCUCUGCCUGCAGGCUGCAACCUUUGUGGCGAUCGUAUCCCUCGCUGCUUCUGGACUGCGCCCGGCGGUUCCGGUUCCGGGUCCAGCACUGGAUCCGGCACUGGAUCUGGCGGUUACGUCUGGGACGUGGCGACCGGGUCGGACCCGAUCGGAGGGUCGGACCCGAUCGGAGGGUCGGUGUGGGAGGUGGUCGAGCAGUUAUGUGCGGCAGGUCCAUACGAUUUGUGUCAGUGGGUGGCAAUUCCGAGUGCCGGCGGGCCAUGGUGGGCGGUCGCGGGUUGUCAUGAGCGCUGUGUUCAAGGUGCAGUUUUGAAUGCAGGUGGCGCCUUCUCCGACGCGUGUGUCCGUGACGGGCGGCAAGAGCCCGAGCCCGCGGCACCUGUCUUCCGUCCGGUCGCGGUCGGCGGCGCGGCGUCUGUGUUAGCGCGAAGUCUUGAGGCGACAAAACCUUGGGACUGUGUGCGCGAAGUCUAUGCCGAUGCCACACUGGCCACCUUUACUUACGACACGGACACGGGCCAUUGCUACGGCCUAAGUCGCGACGCACUCACUUACCUACUCACCACGCCACUGCAACGUCUCGCACCCGGCGAGUGCGACCUCGACACCUACCGCCAGGUUUGCGGGGACCCGGACACGAGACUAGAUCAAAGUGAGAUUCAAGAAGACGGGAGUCAAGACCAGACGACGUGCGACUUGUGCGGUGAUGGGGUGCGACGAUGUGCGUGGCGCGAUGAACGGGUGGUCACGGGUUCACGAUUGGGCGAGGAACUCUGGACGAGAGAGUUGCCGAGUGAUUGCGCAAAGCCGUUCGACCCGGCAUAUUGCGCCUUCGUUGGACUGACAGGUAAGGCUGAUUCGACGGCGGAGACGCAGUGUCACGAGGAGUGUGUGGCCGGACUGUGGCCCUACUCCGUCGCGGGAUGCGUGACUGACGGCGUGGGGCGUCAGAUAUAUCGGCACUACGUCGUUGGGGGGUUGGCGAGCGAAAAACUGGCACCUCUCGACGCCGCGGACCCUUGGAACUGUCUUAACUUUGCACGCACAAACGCCACCGCUAUGGCCUUCUGGAAUACGCGCGACCUAACGUGCUAUGGCCUUGCGACCGAGGACUUCGAGUAUUACACAAACACCCCAUUAACGCUUGUACCCGAACCGCUCUGUUUUGCACCCGCCGAAUGCAAGGCCUUCGGCUUCCAACAGGAGCCGUCAACCAAGACCAAAGCCCCGGCCACUGCCGCCGUCGUCCCCGCCACCGCCAACGUUGAUGCGCAGUCUCAAGUCGGGUCAGUCACGGAGUGCGACUAUUACUGCAACCUGGCCGGUGACUUUCGACGUUGUAUGUGGUUGGAUGAGGGUGUUAUCAGUGGCGGACCUGGUGGCGUCUCCUUCUGGACAAGAUUCGGUUGCGGCUCAAUUGUAGAUGAAGCGCUGUGUUCGUGGAGUGGUCAGGUCUUCGAGGGACCGGCAGAGUUGGAGAUCUGUCAUGCGGCCUGUCUCUCGGCCGCAACUUUUUUGAGCGAGAUUCCGGGCUGCGUGCAAGACGGACGUUCGGAACCAACGAUGGACUCGCCAGUCUACCUACCGCUAGUCUUUGGCGGUACAGAGUCUAGUCUGGUGCAGGCUUUUUCCAAGGCAAAGACUCCUUGGGAUUGCAUUUUCAACACCCUGAAUAUGGACGAGGACGUAGCCAUCUUCAUGUGGAAUGUCAAGACCGGCAGCUGCUCGGGACUUAGCGAAACGAAUGUGGCCAAACUGCUGGCUACACCUCUUGUCUUUCUUGCGGACGGCGAAUGCGACCGGACAGAAUACGAUAGCAUCUGCUCUCUCGAUGGUUCGGGCGUGGCCACGGCCGCAGCGGAGUGCCAAGUGUGCGAUGACCCCGCGCCCCGAUGCGUCUGGCGCAGCGAGGACGUCGUCAGCGGCGCGCGCGACCGCGAAACGCUCGAGCGCUACCUACUCACCGGCUGCACCGCCACUAACCCCGCCCAACACUGCGACUGGGUCACCCUGGACUCGUACCUGGCCGUGAACAAGGGCCCAGAUCGGAAGUCAAACUCGACCACUGCGGUUAUGAAAUCCACUAUGAAUGCCACUAUGCUUAUGACCACCAAUGCAGUGGACCAAUUGGUGGCGUGUCACGAGGCGUGUGUGCAGGGUAUCGCGUGCCCGACCGGCUGCCGCUACGACGGACGCGACGACUUGUUCGGACACGUAGUGGUGGGUGGCGUAGGUUCAAGUCUUAUGGUGCCGCUGCAGGCCGACUCGCCCUGGGCAUGUGUGCGGGCGGCGGCGGCGCAGCAGCUGUACUAUGCCCUUUGGGACGGCGCCUGCCGCGGCCUGAGUGAGGCGGACCAUGAUUUGUUGAUUCAGACGCCGCUGCUCUUUCUGCCGGAGGGUGUCUGCGACAUGGUUGCCCGCGAGGCUGCUUGCACCGACGGCUGCGAUCUUUGCGAUGACGGGUCAGCACGCUGCGUCUGGCUGAGCCCGGCCAUCGAGGGGGACAACACUGGGGGGGACACGACGACGACCACCAUCCCGGGGGGGGAAAUCACCUCCGGGGAGAUCACCACCGGAGGGGAUAGCAUCCCUGUAGUCUACACGGCAUAUUCGGCGUACGCUACGGGCGAGCCGGUGGCGUCGAUCGUGGCGGCGGCGUGUGCGGUGCCGCUGGACCCCGCACGGUGUGCAUGGGUAGGGCACACGGGUUACGAAGCGGCGGCGGCGGCUGCGUGUCGUACGGCGUGUUUGGCAGGUGGUGCGUGGUCGGAGGAGUGCGUGCUCGACGGACGCACAACCCCCGCUGAUGCGCCGCUCUUCCUCCCACUGGCGCUGGGCGGUCGUGGCUCGGCCUUGGCGACCCCGGUGCCCGAGGCCGACAACGUAUGGGACUGUCUGCAGUUGCCGCUGCAGCCUCGAGCAGAGGGCGAGCCGGCGCUGUUGAGCACCUGGUACGGCGAUCAAUGUCUGACACUCGAGGAACCCGCCGUCCGUCGCCUGCUUGGUACGCCACGCAGCUAUCUGGACACCGGCGAGUGCGACAAAGAGGGACUGAAGGAGGGGGAGGAGGACGUCUGUCUUGACGGCGUCGACCGCUGCCUCGGUACCGCCCAAGCGGCACCCGAAACGGACGCCCAGGCCGGGCCGGGAAUGGCGUUCUCGGCGGGGCCUCGGUUCCUGUUGGAUUGGUUGCGUGGAUUCUGCGAGAUCGAGUUGGACUGCAGCUACGUCUCGACCACGGCUGCCCUGAGCGGCGGGUUUGCGGACGUGGACGCGUUCCGCACAAAAUUGGAGAAAUGUCGCACAGCGUGUCUCGAACGCGCGGCCUUUGGGAGUGAAGAGUGUGUGUUAGACGGGCGCCAGGCAGGGACGUAUCGGGCAGUGACAUUUGGGGGUGCCGGACGGACGCACACGGUGGCGGACGCGGGAGAGUGUUUCUCGAGGUUGCUGGACGCGGAAGUAGCGGUCGCGAGCUUCGACGUCGCGAGAAGUGUGUGUAGCACAUUCGACGCACAUGCGCUCGAACAUUUGACGCGCACGCCUGUGGCCUUCACAAACGCCCUGUGCGAUCGCGCGGCCUUCCUCGAAACCUGCGGCGACGACGGCGCCGCCUGUGCCGCAGACGACGCACUCCACACGACCUGCGCCGCUGCCGGCCGUCGCUGCCUCUGGCCGAACGCAGACGUCUGGACAGGCGCCGCGGCGUGGCCGGCAGUCGCCGACCUCUGUGCCGCAGACACACCAGCCCUCUGCGACUGGGCUGCCGUCGACGUCUUCGCAAGCGAUGAGGCUGCAAGUACUGCGGAAAAGAGUACGCCAAGUAGUACGGGAAGUACCGGCGCGAGCAAGAUGGCGGGAAACCUGCAGAAGUGUCAUGAGGAGUGCGUGGCCGAGCGGCCGGUGACGAGUGUGACAGGCUGCCAUUACGACGGUCGCGAAGUGGGUGCGUAUCGGUCGCUUUGGGUCGGCGGUGCGCAAUCGAGUUUGUUGCAGCGCUUUAACGCGACGCAGAGUCAGUGGGAGUGUUUCGCGAACCCGGCGGCGUACCUCGGUUUCUACGUCCCUCCGGCAGAGGAGGUCACAGAGGAGACCGGAGAGGUCGGGGGAGUGUGUUACGGUUUGGCGGAGACGGACUUGGAGAAGUUGUUGACGACGCCGUACGAGGAGUUGGCGGCGGGUGAGUGUGACGGAUCUGCUUUCCGCGCGAGUUGUCCGGUAUUGGAGGUUUGUGCGACGUGUGGUGGAAGUUGGAGUCGAGUUCACCGUUGCAUGUGGGCCGGCGGCGGCGACGACGUGUCCGGGAGUGCAGUGCGUGCAGGAACGGGCAGUUUGGAGGUGUGGGAGCGCCUGCUAUCGUCGUGUGCGGAGUGUGUAUACGCCUGCAACUGGACUGGGUUGGACCCCGAAGCUGGAGAGGAGGGCACUGUGUCAGCGCUGGAUGAGUGUCACGCGUCAUGUGCACGUAAUGAGGUGAGCACACACGCGUGUCUGAACGACGCGCGCACACAGACCUUCACGAACUUGGUGUUUGGCGGCCCCGGGAGUGUUUUGGUUGAGAAGGUACCGGCGACGACAGCGUGGGAGUGUGUUCGACAGCAUGUUUCGACGGAACAUUUCGUCUUCCAGUGGACGGGCGGCGAGUGUCUUUCCCUGAGCCAGAAGGCAUGGGAGCGACUCACGACCACACCCGUGGCGGCUCUGAACCCCGGUGAGUGUGACACCGCAACGUACUUGCCCGACGCCACCUGCGGACAAACCGUUGCGUUCUGCGUCUGGACCGACCCACAAAUCGUUAGUGGCAGUCCGUUACGAAACAUCAGAACCGAAAUGCAGACCCGCUGCAACUGCGGCUCCGCCUGCAAUCUUCCACAGUGCGCCUUCGUCGGGGUCACGCGAGACUCCGACCAAGUUACAUUAGAAAGUUGUCUUCGCGACUGCACUCGCGGCGUGGGACCAACCGACCCGCGCUGCGUCUUCGACGGGCGCCAAGACGCAGACACCAAGGCGGAGACCAAGGCGGAGACCAAGGCGGAGGCACGCUCGGCGGAGAAAGGUGCCCCGAGACGGGCUGCAGAGACCGUCUUAGAGACGACGAAAGUCGAAACCGAUAGCGAGUUGACACAGGCGGCGGAGGCGUACGUGACGGCGGCGGAGACGAGGGACGUGUACCGGCACAAAGUGUUUGGUGGGAUGCAGUCGUCAUUGAUGAAGACGGCACCGGCGACGUCAUUGCUAGAUUGUCUACUGUUCUCAUAUCGCGACUCAGAGGUCAAGGGUUUUUGGAGCUUCAGAGCGACCACGGGUGAGUGCAAGUACCUAUCGGGCGUGAACCUGUUGUACCUGCAGCGGACGCCGUUGGCGCAGCUGCAGGCCGGCGAGUGCGACUUGGAUGAGUACCAAAAAUUUUGCGCGAACGCGGACGACUGCGACUUUUGUGGCGACGGCGUCGAACGCUGCGUAUGGACCGACCCUUCGCUCUGGACCGGGCGCGACAGCGCGCUCGAGACUUGGGCCAGUUUAGACGCAUGCUACGCGGCAAGCGCUGGCUGCGAUUUUGUCGGACUUGUGCAACGACCCAGCGUUGAUGCUAGCACGCAAUGUUACAAUGAAUGUGUGCAAACACCCAGUGGGACUGAGACGUCUGUGGCGGAGAGUGAUACGGCGGGUGACUGUAGAUAUGACGGCCGGGACACAGUGUACCGUCACUACGUGGUGGGGGGGAUGAACUCAGUGUUGGGUACGUUAAAGACGAACGUGACAGUGUACGAUUGUAUGAUGGAGCAAUUCGGAGGGAAGGGCUACUUCCUGCACAAUGGCACGGCGUGCCGCAUUUUCAACCAGACCGAGUUCGAGCGGUUGGUGACCACGCCAAUCGCGGAAUUGCCGGCGGGCGAGUGCGACUCGGAUGAGUACACUGCACGCUGUCCGACGAACGACGCGUUACGGAGUGAAUGUGACCUCUGUGGCGCAGGCCGUUGCGUUUUCCGCGACCCCGCCAUUUGGGCAGGUCGGGAUGCAGCCGCAGAGACCUGGGCGAGUUUGGACACUCUUUGUGCCACGAAUAAGAGCGAUGGGGGCCGCAGCAAGGCCUGGGCCUGGUGGGUCGCGGGUCUGGUCGCCCUCCUGCUGCUCUUACUGCUCUUGCUCGCGCUCUGGUGGUGCUACCGACAACGACGAUCCGGAACGCGAGAGGCGUCCGUCUGGCCGCUGCAACGUGCAGAUACGGACCCAGAUCGGGCCUUCGACCCCAGCAGUUUAGACUCUGGACUCAGUUCCGAAAGCGACAUAGUCAUCGAUCAACAUCUCGUGGGGCAGGAAGAAACUAUCAGAAACAGUCUCAGACCUUUCGGUUCAAGCCAACACGACUCCCAGCCUCGCGGGUCUAAUCGCUUCACUCUCAACACCGACCAAGGCAGGUCUAGGCAGCGAGAGUCCACGCCACCCGGGGUCUUACCAAACGCGUCUCCACCGGAACUAGUGCCCCUGUCCGCACCGCCAGGGCUUAAUAACAAUGUCUUCCUGGCACCUCCAGGCGCGGCGCCACCGGCCGCCUCUUCACCGCCAGCCUCUUGA